AUCAAGGUUAGAGGAUUAUUGGUGGACGACUUUCUUGACAAGAUGGGAAAGCCCUUUCAAUUUACAUAGGGCCAUCAAGAACUGGAGCUAUUGUGUUUCACAAAUAUCAUCAGCCGCAGAUAAUGUGAAACACAACAGGUCCAGUUUGAUUUUUAUCCACCAAGUGUAAACAGAGCAAGUGGGGCCUGAAGACAGCAUUGGUUACUGAUCACUCCAUUCACACGGCUCAUCCAGACGCUGCCUCCUUGGAUUCAUCCAGUGAUGAGAGGCUUGGCCAACCACUGUUUCAGUCAAGACUUCAACUAAGAGAAGAUUAUGGCUCCUCUCCCUCUGCAAUUGCUCAUCAAGAAGACGGGACUUCCACAGGACAGUCAGCCUUCACUGCCACUCUAUGGUUCUCUGGUGGCUGGAGGAACCUUCCUGUUCCUGGUACUGCUCACAUCCCUCUGUAAUUACUGCCAAAGAAACAGUAAGGAAAAGAAAAUCAAGACUGAAGGUGUGAAGCUGGUUGGUUUGUCUGCAGGCUGCACACCACAACUUCGACCUGUUAGCACACCUGAAACAGGAGUACGUGAUCCUAACAGAAUGCACUGCAAUGAUGACAAUGGUUUGAGAAGCUGGCCGGUGGAUUAUCUCCGACUAUCAGGAACAGAACUCUCAGAGGUGGGAGAGGAAGAUGACUCAGGAAACUCAUGGGUUCGACAGAACAGAGAAUUGCCUCAAGUUCCUGGAACUAAUUAUGGUGGAGGAAAGUUGGUUAAUUCGAGAAAACCGCAUGAUAUGGACCACGUUUAUUCCCAGGUUAAAAACUACCCUUGUCAGCAGAACGCUAUUGAAGAUUCACUGUAUGAGAGUGUUGGAACAAAUUAUGAACACAAUCCCGGUGACAGGCAGUCUGAACCUAGAUGUGGGGCUAAUGGGAUGGAAGUGUCUAUCUCAACUCAAAGCCAACAAGGUUUAAAGGAAUCAGCUGUUUACAUGGACACACCAGAGUAUGCCUCAAUUCGGAAGACAAAGAAGAAAGAAAAUAAUCCAAAUCUGAUAGAAAAACAAUCAAGGAGAAAUGUAAAGAACGGUUGUGUGUUAUUACCUGGAACCAGAAACCAUGGAGAAGAAUUUAGAAUUAAUGAAAAUUAUGCAGCUUUUUCACAGACGGAGAAUUUCAGCUCUAGGAUACAAGGCAGACUGAAGCCUGUCACAGAUCCUGAUGCAGAAGAAUCACUGGAAGAAUUUGGAGAGGAGAGAACUGCACGUGGUAGCCUAAUCGAGGAACAGCUAUAUACCAAUAGUGCCUAUAUCCAGAGGCAAAGCUGCUACUUCAGUAAAUCCCAUGAAAAGCUCCAUUCAAUGACUGAUGAAGAGAUUGCUGGAAUGUACUCUAAGGUGGCAAAAAAAGCUCUCAGAAAGGAAAUGCCAUUACCAGUAAACAUUGGACUUCAAAGAGAAGACAAUCCAAAAUUCUACUCCUGGUCAACAGGAAAUAUAAAUGAAGAAGAAUCUGAUUAUGAAUCAAUCAAGAGUCCACGGUGGCACACAGGCAGUCAAAUCCUGGGGGAGAAACCUGGUUAUGCUCCAGUUAAUGAAAGGACCUGGCAAAUGAGAUUCCAGGAUGAUGAUGAAGAUGAAGAAGAAGCAGAACCAGCUUACGAAGCAAUUAAUAUAAAAUGGAAGAGAAUUGAUUUUUCUGUUAGGAGAAAUAAAGCACAAAAGGUUGCUCAUGAGAGGCAGACAGAAAAUUACUAUGAAAGUAUCAAUGAACUGCAACAGAGUCGUAUUUGUACUCGAGUGCUGACAUCUGAUGAUGGCAAAGAGGUCUUUAUAACAGGACUCUAGGGUUUUUGCAAGGAUUGUGAAGUCAUUAUAUCUAAACCAAAUAUCUUAUUGAUCAAAUUGAGAUCUUUUUCGAAAGAAGUAUCAUUAUACAGCAUGCUACAUUUUGAUAAUUUUAGAGAAGUUGAGACUUUCACCUUAUGAGAUGACCUUUAAAAUUUAAAUUCAAUUGCUGGAAUACACAAAAGACCUUCAGAUUACUGCUGUCAUUCUAAUGGAUGAACACUUAAAAUAAUAAACAGUGGAAAGUCAAAUAAAACUUUAACCCACUCACUUUAAAGUAGUGGUGAGAACAAAAAAUCAGGUUGUGCAUUAAGCAUCCCCUACAAGUAUCAGCA
Molecule: messenger RNA, 2168 nt
Organism: Pristis pectinata (smalltooth sawfish)
Lineage: Eukaryota; Metazoa; Chordata; Chondrichthyes; Rhinopristiformes; Pristidae
Product: phosphoprotein associated with glycosphingolipid-enriched microdomains 1-like
Exons: 8
Coding region: 316-1833 (505 amino acids)
Biological process (GO): intracellular signal transduction; negative regulation of T cell activation
Cellular component (GO): plasma membrane; membrane raft
Source: RefSeq, a predicted model, not a curated record